AACUUUAUUUAUAUUGCUAUUAAUUUCCCUUGUAUUCGCAUAUAUAUACAUCGCUAGUGUAUUAUGAUAUCGUCAACCAAUGAAAAAAAUACUUAAAAAUAAAUAUCUGACCACCCUACAUGGCUUAACAAGUUCACUAGUUCGUUUUUUUCGUUCAAUACAAAGACAGGAUGCCGAAGAAAAAAACCGGCCAGCGUAAAAAAGCUGAAAAACAAAAGCUACGUUUAAAGGAGAUUAGAGGCCGAGAGAUUCCUCUCGCCGAUCUGCCUUGCAAUGCUCCGAUGGACUGCGAUAAGUGCGAGAAAAAACAAAAGUCUCGCGCUUUUUGCUACUUCUGUCAGAGUGUGCAAAGAUUGCCCAUUUGUGCACAAUGUGGCAAAAUAAAGUGUAUGUUAAAAACUGGAGACUGCGUAGUCAAGCAUCCCGGUGUGUAUACAACUGGAUUCCCUGGCAUGGUUGGUGCCAUUUGCGACUUCUGCGAGGCCUGGGUGUGUCAUGGACGGAAAUGCUUAACCACGCACGCGUGCACCUGUCCGUUGCAGAACGCUGUGUGCUUGGAAUGCGAACGUGGUGUCUGGGAGCAUGGCGGGCGUAUCUUCAAGUGCUCGUUUUGCAAUGGCUUUCUUUGUGAGGACGAUCAGUUUGAGCAUCAGGCCUCAUGUCAGGUUCUGGAAUCGGAGAACUACAAGUGUCAAUCAUGUAAUCGUCUAGGUCAAUAUUCAUGUUUGCGCUGCAAGACUUGCUACUGUGAGGAUCAUGUACGUCGCAAGGGCUUCAAGUACGAGAAGAAUAAGGCCAUCCCUUGCCCCAAGUGUAACUACGAAACGUCCGUUACAAAGGAUUUGAGUAUGUCUACGCGCUCUCACAAAUUUGGUCGUCAGCAACAAGGCAUGGGCAGUGACGAUGAAGAGGGGUAUGGGGGCUACUAUGGAGGUUAUGGUGCCAGUAGUAGUGCAGGUUAUUCAUAUGGAGAUGAUGAUGAUGACGACGAUGGCGAUGAUGAUGAAAGUGAAAGCGAAGAUGAGGAUGAUGAAGAGGAGACAAGUGGCAGUGAAGCUGACGAGACCGCCGGAGUUGAUAAAAAAAAUGAGAAAUAAAUCAAAAUUUUUUAAUAGAUACAUUUACGUAUAUAUGUAUAAAAUUGAUGUGUGAAUUACAUAAAUCUGUUGUGGCAAAAUAAGCUAUUUAUUUAUA
Drosophila hydei is the source of this 1194-nucleotide messenger RNA. It is a transcript of the gene Noa36, whose product is annotated as zinc finger protein 330 homolog. Gene Ontology annotation, molecular function: zinc ion binding. The record is from RefSeq and is a predicted model, not a curated record. The transcript has a single exon. NCBI's taxonomy places the organism in Eukaryota, Metazoa, Arthropoda, Insecta, Diptera, Drosophilidae. Bases 171 to 1097 code for a protein of 308 amino acids. Gene Ontology annotation, cellular component: nucleus.